AUGCUUAUGGGUCCACCAUUAUCUUACUCCUCUCCUGACAGCUUGAAAGACAGACGAACAUCUCAAGGAGCAGAGGAAUUCAGGGGUCAGAGACUGUUUCCCCACACCAUCGACUAUCAUGCCUAUGAAAAUCCGUGUCGCGUAUUAAAUUCCAUGCCAAGAACGCAAAAUAUUUCGGAUGGGUUUCGAGAUGUCGACAUGAAGGCGAUGGCUACCGCGGUCGACUUCAUGGCCUGGUGGUUAGAUGAAAGUUCUGGGUAUGUCGGAAUACCAGAUACCCGAUAUCCUGUUCUUUUGUUUGCAGCAAGCAAAGCUGGAUGGACGAAGCUGGCUGAUACAAUGGCAUUCAUGGUCAUCCCCACUUUCUCCACGACCGCUACUGCCGUUUGGGGUCCCUCUAUUAUGCCACCCAGCGGUCAGCUAGUGAGCUCCAUUAUGAAUCAGACGACAGUUAGAGCCCUUUAUAUCCCGUCAUCUACUAUUGAGCAGUGUUGGAAAUGCGACCCAGAUGCGCGCAAGAAGGCAGAGGAAUUCGACUGUGUGCUCUUUGGCGGCGGACCUCUAGCUCCAACUGUCGGGCAGAAACUCAGCGAAUUGACUGACCUUUGUCAAAUGUACGGCUCUAUUGAGAGCGGCCAGAUCCCGACGCUUGUUCCCCAGCCCGGAGAAUGGCAGUACCUUGAGUCCAAUCCUGCCGAAGAAUGUGAUAUGCAGGAGGUAGAGAAGGACUCCGGUCUUUAUGAGCUGCGCACCAAGGAUCUAUUCACUCCUCAGCCUACAAAGCCAGGCCUGUGGCAGUUCCACUCUCGCACUGUUGAUCUCAUCGCGCUAGGGACUAGUGCUAAAGUGUUUCCUGUUCCCAUGGAGACGGCUCUACAAGGAAAUCCUAAUAUCGCUUGCGCGCUAGUCGUUGGAAAUGCCCGCCCAGUGAUUGUCCUUAUAAUCAAGCCAGCACAGUCCAUGGGCGAUGUGAGCAAAGAGGAAUUUAUUGGCAAGAUAUGGCCCUCGGUUGUAGAAGCCAACGUCGCUGCACCCACCCAAGGCAAUAUCUCGCGAUCUGGUGUCCUCCUCACAGAUCCUGCUGUUGGUUUUACAAGAACCUCAAAAGGCACCAUUGCACACAAGAAGUCCGAGGCUCUUUACACGGCAGCUAUUGAUGCGGUGUUCCGGGACGGCAUUAUCAGCGAUAACAAAUCGACUAGUGCCUUUUGA
Messenger RNA from Aspergillus caelatus, 1212 nucleotides. RefSeq lists its product as uncharacterized. The coding region runs from base 1 to 1212 and encodes 403 amino acids. The transcript has 5 exons. The record is from RefSeq and is a predicted model, not a curated record. NCBI's taxonomy places the organism in Eukaryota, Fungi, Ascomycota, Eurotiomycetes, Eurotiales, Aspergillaceae.